Messenger RNA from Mizuhopecten yessoensis (Yesso scallop), 1419 nucleotides. RefSeq lists its product as uncharacterized. Lineage: Eukaryota; Metazoa; Mollusca; Bivalvia; Pectinida; Pectinidae. The coding region runs from base 423 to 1271 and encodes 282 amino acids. The record is from RefSeq and is a predicted model, not a curated record. The transcript is spliced from 3 exons.
GACAGUUAAAUAACACGUAAUCCUUCCUCGGGGCGUACUAAAGCGUCGUAAUCGCCAUUGGCAACGGUAGUUGUUGAAAACGAGAUCGAAUUGAGUGAAGGCCGGUUACAUAUAUACCUUUAUACUUACCUGUGUGUGUAUACCUAUUUCACCCUAAGGUGAACAGGAACCUCUACUGAAAACAUGCUGUGAUUUUCUCCACUCAACUGGAAAUAAGAAAGAUUUUUAUAAACUUAUAAGGCCAUUAACGGCUUUCUCUGUGUACAACCACACCGCUACCUGUGGCAGAUCUACCUGGGAUAAUUCGCCGUCUAGCUAUACUGUCUGUUCUAGUUUUGGGGAUUUUGUGAGACAGUGACAACCUGACGACUGUGAUAUGAAUUCCUUAUAGUUGGAAAUAUUCUCGUGGAUAGAGUGUCGAUAUGUUCUUGGAUAGAACAAGAAUCCGUCCGAGGAAUAUGAGUUCCAUGUAUUACAGACAAAAGGACCCCAAACCCAAGGCCAUACCUGCAUAUGGGUUCGAGAAAAAGAAGGCUUGGGAGGUUCGAGACAUCACAGAGCGUCUAAGUCGGCCGACGUAUAACCGCCGACUGUCUGCUGACGAGCCGACACACAUGCAUAACUUCGACAGAAGUCGGGAGAGUAGUGCGUUAAGAAACCGCACGCCGUCUUCGUGUGGGCGUCGUUCGGCACAGAGUUUGAGUGACCGUCAGCGAAGUGCGACGCGUCGUCUCACAGAUCGGGAAAUGCAGAGACUCAUACGACGACUCCAGAGACCCACCGAAAGUUAUGCAAUAGCUUUAACGGAACAGAUGGAAGAACCAAUGGAUUCGAAACAAAGUCGUAUGGCUCGAACGCCGAUCUCGGAGGAACAGAUAUCGAAGACGGUUAGGCGUCUGCGUCGGCCGACUACCGCAACAAUGGCUAAAGACUUAAACCAGUGUCAUUUGUGUUAUGAACACGAGAAUAAAAAAUCUACGGAUCCUCCCGACGCUUUUGAUUACGAUUACAUAAUGGACAAAUCUCUUCCGCCGGAAGAACUGGACUAUGUCGUAAGUCGCAUGCGCGUGAAUACAUGUUCAAGUGCACAUGGGCGUCGUUGUGUUAAAACUCCAGCAACGGCCUAUUUCGACGAAGUGAAAGCGCGGGAAAAUCUUCCGCUUCUUAGUGGCUUGGCUCGAAGUAAAAACGUAAAAGAAAUUACGAACAGACUUCAUCCAAAACCUCGUUAUCGCUUGGUAUCGGCAGCGACACCUAUCACCGUUUACUGAUAUCGUUCAUGUUCGGCAAUUCCCAUUCCUGUUGACUGUACUAUUUAUAGAUUUACGAUACACAGCUUGUUAAAACUUACUAAUUUUGCACCGUUUAAUGAUGUUCUUUAUUAAAUUAUUAUUUACUAAUUAUUUCCAGAGGUUUUUG